GAGGAGGAGGAGUCUGAGCUUCGUCACAGGGCACGAGCAGCACUCAGCUGAUGGGAGGGUCGCAGCUCGCAGACCGGAGACAGGAUCCAUGGCAACAAUCAUGGCAGGUGGGAGCAGUAGUAAAACGCUUAGAGACAGUAUUUCUAAAUGAAUGUUGUUUUUUUCUUGUGAGAAUUGCUCGUAGGUGAAGUUGUAACUCUCUCUUAAACAUGCUGCUUGGACUGUUUUUUGUUUUUUUUUCUGUGUUUAGAGGCAGAGACCCGUCAGAGGCUGCUGCGCACAGUCAAGAAGGAGGUGGGUGUUUUUCUUUUUUUUUUUUUACAGCUCGCUCGGCAGUUAUCGAGUGAAGAAAAACAAACACAUUGGACAGUAAAAAGCUAUGUAGUUCAAACAGGCUUCUCAGGUAGUCCCUAACACACACUGGUUCUGUACAGAAGUGUUAAGUCUUGGUGAUGUCUCCCAGGUAAACAGACUGAAUGCAGUGAUAAAACAAAAACACCUUUCACACGAAUAGCUUUUUUUAUUUUAAGUUGGCUAAAGGAAAGUUGAUUGUUUUGACCUGCAUUAAUUUUAUUCAGUGAUCCUUGAGUGGUGGUCGUGCUGCAGCUCUGGAAUAAUUGGGGUGGAGAAGCAGCACUCAGGAAAUAUGCUGUCUCUAGUCAGUGUUUGUGGUGUUUAUGGCAGAGCAAACCAUCAGCCUUCUGUCAAGCCAUUUGCUGCUUUUUGGUACACAUGAACUCAUUGUGUGUGUGUGUGCGCGUGCAACUAAGUGAUGGAUUAUAUGGCGUUGAAUGGAAACAAAUAUGGAAGCAGCUCAGGUGGUUUGUACAGCUGGUCUAAUGCACUUUCUGUCACUCAUCAUGAUUCGAGGUUACUGUGAAAUUAACAUGAGUGGUCAGAGACAGUUAUCUGGAUGAAGGCCUGACUACUAUUCUGUGGGCAAUCUACUCAAAGGCCCAACUACAGGUUAUGAAAAUGAAAUGAAAAGCUUCAGUCUGAAACUGGUUGAGAUUGUGGGAAAUGGUAACAAUUUGGUUUUGAUACUUUGUUUAACCGUGAAUAAUCUACGCUUACUUGGUACUUCUUUAAUGAUAAUAGCUACCAGGUUAGAUUUGAACUUGCAGUUGUGAGGUGAGGCUUAAUUUUCACAUUGAUGGUCGUCCUUUAAUUUUCUAGAAGCUUGGUGUUGCCAGACCAGUUCACCUUGGCAAAAAAGCAUUUAAGAUGGCUGAUGGAUCUGGAUCUGCACACUGAUAUGGUUUUCACCUAAUGUGUUUUCAGUGUCUUACAGCAAUUCAUGCUUCGUGUUUGUCUUCUGUUCGUUUGUUUGUUAUGUCUGUUUCACAGAGUUUGUUGAGUGUGUUUUGUCAAAAUCACCAACAUCUCACUCAGCGUUUUACCACUGACAAACAUAACCCUACCCCGACUAUUAUUGGCUUUCUUUAACAGAAAGAAAACGGAAAAACAGAGCAACAUUGGUGAUUGCUUUUUAUGGAGAGAGAGUGUGAUUGAUUGACUUUUCCUAAUGAAGCAAAUCUUCGGCAAGAGGACUUUCUUAACCACCCUCUUUAAACAACUGAAGGACCAAAGUAAUCAUCCCAGAUUGUCAUAUAAAUGACAAGACUUUCUUUCUGCCAACAAAAAAACAAGAUAUGAAUCACACCCCGGGCGUUGUGAGGAGAGAAGUGCAGAGGCUUUGCUCUGGUUUGUUUUCCUCAGAGUCCUGUUUUCAGUCUUAUCAGUAGAGACCAGACCCUUCCCUGCUUCUUUUGUGCUGAUAAUGCCUCACUUCAAUUCAUUCACAGUGGUUGUUCCACGAAUACGACAAGAUGAAGUCUGUGAAUGAACCAACUGCACAGCAUGAUAGCUCUCUUAGGUCACAGAUGGUACCUAAUGAAAACAAGCUGAAAAGAUAAAUACUUUCAUUUGUCAGUUGUUUUCCUGAUGAGAGAUAAAUGUUGCUGUUUAUACUUACUCCCGUUAGUUUUUGAGGAUUAUUAAGUUUGGGUUUCACUUUGCGAUAUCCUGUGUCCUCACACUCUCCAUGUCUAGUUGUUGUUUUUUGACCCGCCUGCUGAAAUAUCCCUGGAUGUAGACCAUUAUCCAGAAAGCACUGGAUGUCUGUAACAUCCUGAAUUACCUUCUGACACAAAAUUGGUUUGAGUGAGAUCUCUAGUUUGCCUUAGCUUUGAUUCAGAGCCCCUCACAGCCUGCCUCUGUCUUUUUAUCUUGCUCAGAUCAGUCCUUUGAAAAAAGCUCCACCCUUUUGUCUUUUAGUACAUCACAUGUGCACGCAUACACAAAUACACACCUGUGUUUGCUGAAGGAGAGAGAGAGCUAGACGGUUAGAAAACAGGCCGAAGAGCUCUUUGCCUUCCUGUUUUGCCUUUUUUUUUUAGACUGAUUGCUUAUUUAGGAUAAGAUUUCAUACAGCAGAGUGAGAGACAACAGACGAGGUACACCAAAUCAACUGGGCUAGAAAGCCACAAAGAAGGCUUUAGUCUGAGAUGAAUGCAAAAAUAAUCUCAGUGAUCAAAACACAACCGGAGCCAACCACCAGGUUCGCUUAUUUUUUUACGCUGAAUAGAUUUUCUGAUUCCUGUUUACAAUAAAAUAAAUUAACAUACAAGGUUGAUUUGCACUUUAUGGAUGAUCUGCAAGGAAACUAUUAAAUAAAAUGAUGGUCACAGAUACUUAAAGAUACUAAAAAACUGAGUUUUUUUCACUUUUUAACCUUUAGAUAGAAAUGUAUUCAUACUUAGGUUAACCAUAGUAUACUGCAAGGAGUGGUCCCGCACUAAAAAUGCUUAAUAAACUGAGAAAUCCUGCAUAGGGACCAUGGGAUGCGAGUUGUUUUUACGUUCAAUCUUUUAAUUUAAUGUGCCUAAUUGCUUUAACAUCGCAGUAAAUUAAAGUUCAAUUGCUGUGUGCACGGAUUAAAAAGAUUAUUUCCCCAUUUUCCUGGUGUCGAGUUACCACAUUCAUCAGUUGCUACACAGGUGAUGAAUGAGGAAUGGUGGUUAUUCAUAGAUGGUGCUUUCUUUCUGGUUUUAAUUCCUCAGCUCGGCUGUUUAGGGAGUUAAUUGGAAUACUCUGAAGAUCUUUUAUCAUGCGAGCUGAUGCCUUCCAGCUACAGAGGCUAGUUAGAGCAGUAUGACUGGGCUUUUUAAGGAUAAUUAAUGGCUUGUCACAUCAUGCAUGUUGUUUUAUCUCCAAAUUCUCCUUAAAAUACUUCGAUUGUCUUUUUGUAAGAGGUAGGAGUGGUACAAGUGCAAAAGAUUUUCUCUUUAUUGACACCAUGUUAACACAGAGAACCAUGUCUUGUUAGAUAUGAUGUAAAAUUAUGAAGCAAACAUAGAUAAAGAUUCUCAUUGGCUACUGUAGUUGAGAACCCGCAGUCCUCUUUCUUAGUUUCAGAGAUGAAUGGAUGUUGUUGACGCAUCUCCUUAGGCGGAAGUGAUCUGCUGUGUGACACGUGCGGUCUCCAUAGAAACCUGCUGGUUGUCUUUGCUUAGACACUUCACCAUAUUAAAUUCCUUGCUGGCUUAAUCUGUAGCUCAGAUGAGAGAGAUGAGAAAAAAACACAAAGGGUCUGCAUCCUCAGGUUGGAAAAUCAGUUGGAUCUUUGUAUGUCAGGUGCACUCAGUGAAAAAAUCUGUCCUUACAAGUCGCCUAUAUUAUAUAUACUGUAUGUGUGUGUGUGUCUGUGUGUAUGGUUGGAUAUAGCUUUUAUAUAAGUGUGAUCAUGAGCAGAGCAAAUGCAUCAUAUCAGACUGGCACUGUCUGUGUUGUUUUGGCACCAUGAAUCAUGCCUGUAGACAACAAUGCAGCAGAAGCAAACAGACCAAAGUGUGCCUGAUGACUCCGUCUAUUUAGUGAAUGUUUUCAGAAACGCUCUCUGCGGUGGCACAGUUCUGGGCGCAUUUUCUUUUUUCAAGUGUUUUGCAGACCUUUGUUUUCUCUUAGCAAGUGAGAAAUUAGUCAUUUUUUGUUUCUCAUCUUGUUUCAGCAGCGAGGGGGCAAUCAGUACUCAAUGUGAAGAUUACAUUUUUAAAAAAAGUUGUUUUGUGUCUCACUGUGAAAUAUAAAAUCUCUAUUUCUGCUCCAGUCUUUUACCUGCUUCAUGUUGCUUUUUCAUAGGAAAAAUAAUAAAUCAGAAGGACAUAGGGGGUUACAUGCUUUCAGCAGUGUGUGUUUAUUUUCUCAGCUUUAGGUUUGCAAGGAUAAAAUGUAGGUGUUUAAUUUUUCGAAUUUUGAAAUGUUAUACUUAUUUAUUCAAAUUUUUUUUGUCUUGUGACUAUUGGAAGCUCUCAUUUCAGGUUUGUGGGAUGUGAAUGUUUAACAUGUAUUGUUAUUUAAUAUACCCUAGCUAUAGUUAUAAAGUGUAUACAUAGAACAGUUGUGUCAGCAUAAGAGGAGGGUAUGAAGCCUCUUCUCCUUGUCUGGGUUCAUCCACCUUUGGAAACAUUUUUUUCCUUUUUACAACCAAAAAGGAAAAAAAGAAUAAGAAGACAUAAAUCACCACAUUUACAUUUUCUGUGCAAAUGCAGAGAUAUUGAGAACAAAACCUUUUCAGACCAGAUUGGACCAGACAUGUUCUGUUAAAAAAAGGUAAUUUUAUGGGGUCUGAUUGGGUUUCCAUUUGUAACCUCAAUGGGACACACAGGGAAACCCCAUUUGAUACCCCAAGAUUUUAUAGACAAUUUUUGACCUACUUGUAAAAAAAAAAAAAAAAAAAGAUGAUUGUUGUUAAUGAAAACACCAGACAGUAGGUGGUAGGUAUGAUCAGCUCAGUGUCAAACAGCUAUCACAUUAAAACCCAGCACUUCCAAGCUCUGUCAGGGUUACCUAGACAAAAAAGAAGAGGAAGGUGUUCUUCAAAAGAUGGUUUGGCCUCCUCAGUCUCCAGACCUUUCUCCAAUUGAGCUUGUGCAGGAUGAAUUGGAUCGAUCGGUCAGAAAAACGCAUCCCACAAAUCAGCAGUCUCUUUUUAAUGAACUUAAGAAAGCUUGGAAUGAAAUCCCUGAAACAUACCUUAAAAAACUUGUGGAACGAAUGCCUGGUAUAUGCCAAGCUGUUGUUAAAGCCAGAGGAGGUUACUUUAAAGAAAGCAAAGUCUAAGCAACAAUAACUCAAAUACCUAAUAAUUAUAGUCAAAAUGUCUUCUGAUAAGUUACUCUUUACACAAUAGUCAUGUUUAUUGUUUUGCAAACUAUGAAACUAUGAUCUUUUUUGUACAAAUCUGAUCUUGCUUCCAAACUUUUGGCCUGUAGUGUAUGUCUGCGUUUUCAUGGAAAACCCCGGCUUGCUGUUGACAAUGGUGGCUGCUGCGUUUCAGAAAUAUCCCAAUCUGGAGAGCGUUUUUAAAAGUAACCGUUUGAGACUGAAUAAAACACCAUUUCUGUUAUCAAAAGAAAACUAUCUUUGUUAUAUCGAGAAAACAAGAUAAUAAGUCGUUAUCACGAGAUAACAGUGCAUAAAAAAAGAAAAAUCCAUGGCCAUUUUCAUCUUCCAUACUGACCACUACAAAGACUGUGCACGUGUGUGUGCUUGUGUACAUGCUGCAGAUUUACUUGGCAGUGUAAUGUGGUCAUUGUGGACAGACUCAUCUUGCAGGAAAUUGCAGUGAUCUGUGUGGCUGUGUCCGGAGGAUGACAAUUCCCAUGCAGACUGCACAGAUCACAGGGGGGUAUCUCCAUAUCAACUGGUGGUACUAAUACAUCAGUCCUCAAUAGAGAGGGAAAUCACCAUUAUAAGAAAAAGCUAUAGCUACUUGAAGGAGUCUUGUGAGCAGAACAUAUACAUUUGACCUUCUCUGUUUCUUUAAAAAAAAAACAAGUCUCAGUUUUAAGGACAUCAUCAGUCUUUGACGCAAUCGAAUCAAUGACUCCCACUGAGGAUUACAAACUGUUCAGAAAGGAGGAUCUAUGAUGGAUGAAAGCCCCUCCCCUCCCCUUUUGUACCCCCACAUCCCCAAGUGUACAGCUUUCAUCUCCCAGCAGAGGUCCUUGGUAUAAGAGCUGGUGACUCAUCCACCAACUUAACGUGCACUCUCCCACUCAGUGUUUCUCUUCCUCUUAACUUUUCAGUCCCACCUCAUCUGUCUGCAAGAAUGGCACUCUCCUCCCAUUAUUCUACCAUUGUCAUACUCAGACAUGCUUCCUUUUAUCAGUCCUCCUCAUUAGAAAAUCUUAGCAGUCAGGCAAACUCACUACAUGAAUCCCUUGCAGACUCUCUCUCUCGCUCUCUCUCUCUCUCUCUCUGUGCAUGUCUGUGUGUGUGUGUUUUUAAAUGUGCGGUUUAUGCAAGUUGCGGCCUGUUAAUGAAUGACUCAUCCAGCCAGCAUCCGAUUUGUCAUUGACAGGUGAAGCAGAUCAUGGAGGAAGCUGUCACCAGGAAAUUUGUUCAUGAAGACAGCAGCCAUAUCGUGUCCUUUUGUGGUGAGUAAACAAAUAAGUGACUAGCACAGCUUUAAUAACCUCUUUGGCAUACGUAAACGAAUAAGAGAACUCAAGUUAGGCAUUAAUUUGAUCUAGCUGAAUCAAACAAGUGUGCCUUUUAGUGACUUGUGGCGUCACCUUCUAUUUGAAUCUCUUGACCAUCAAGCUACUUUUAAUUGCGAACUAUUCUUUGAACUCUGUAGUUUUCACAAAAGCUCAUGUCCAAGUAAAGUCUCGAAUCCAUAAUGUUUAAGUUUGAAUAUUACCCGAGCAACUGACUCGAGUCCAUUUAGAGUCCCAUUACUGAAGAAUUAUUUAAGUAAUUCAAUUAGCUCUUGUGAUGUUGAUCUGAUAGUUCUGAAACCAUAUUGACUAGCUGAGAGUAGAGAAUCUAUUGAAAACUAUCUGUUGUUGUCUAUGAAGUUGAGUUUAAGUUGAAAGCAAAUCUCAUACCAUACAUGACAGGAACUGAUGCUGAACAACAUGGCACAUGAAAAUGCAUGAAACGGAAUAAAUCAAGGGUUUAAAUAAAAAAUAAAAAAAAAAUUUUAAGAAAUUUUACUCCAUUAUUUUCUUUGUUAAGUUAGAAUCUGUAACUUGGCUUUAUUUCUACGUCCUUUUCUUGAUUAAUGAAGCCUUAGUCACGGAUAGGGCUGGGACGAUAUGCUUUUCUCCUGAUUCGAUUUAAAUUGUGAUUCUACGAUAUUGUUGAUUUUCUCAAUUUUUAAGGUCCUUUCACUCCGGGACCGUUUUUUUCGUGCGAUUAUUUCAGACGUCAGUAUUUUUUUUCGAACCCGUAUCCUGUCAAUACAAACAUUCACAUCAGCGACGUUUUCCCGUCCCGCGAUAUUGCGGCAUUUAUUUUUUCGGAUCACGGUCAAUUUUUCUAAAGUUUCACAUACUGUGUGUCCACUUCUGACCAUUUAGAUUGCGUGUUGUUGCAACGUCAGAUUCACCGGUACAUCAAACAUGGUCCACAGGCUGAUUGUUUACGUGUCGGAGAACAGAGUGCUUUUUGAUAAAAGACACAAAUAUUACAAAAAUAACGACCUGAAGGACAACUUGUGGAGAGUCAUAGUGUUGGAUUUCUCAUAUGACGAUAGUUUGUGUGCUUUAACAGUUUGCUAAACGAUAUUGUUUGAUUUUAACUUUCAAUCUGUGCUAAGGUAACUUUCAGCUCCGGGACCUGUUUUUUUCGUGCGAUUAUUUCAGACAUACCAGUAUGUAUUUUCACUGUCUCAAACUCAAUCGCGUUGCUGUCACAGCACCAUUAGGUCUCGGUUGUUACCUUACGUUUAUGGAUUAUAGUUUUAUGUGCUUAAUUGAUACUGGCCCCGACUCAGUACAUGCUAUCAUGACGGACCGCCAUCUCAACACUAGUGUCUAAUCAGAACUGAAAAACAGUCAGUCUUCUUGCUUCCACUUGGGACCGCCCAUAACCAAAACAUUUUCCAGACAGGCAUAAAUGAAUCUAUAAAACAACAAUUCAAUCAUUUUUAAAAAUGGCUUCUACAUGCAGCCAUCUGCAGCUUUCAAGAAUAGAAGAUGACCUACAAACAAAUCAGCGCUGUUUAAAGUUUGCUGAGUUUAAUCAGUUUGCCAGUUCUCCAAGUGGUCAAUAAAAAUCAUCCUUUGUCUUCAUUUCUCCAUGCAGUAUCACUUAUGUGGCCACACUGAGCAAAUACAAUUGAGUUCUUGGUCCUUUUUAUUGAAUUAGUUUUUCAACAACAGGAAUCUUUUUCCAACUGCGGGUCAUAUAUGUCUGCUUUGAUGAGGAAGGAAGUUACAAUAUUAGAAAAAAAGUCAUGGGGCAAUGUACAUUAACAGGCACAUUACCAACAUAGUGUUGUACAAGUAUAUGUUUAUCAUUAGGAGGGAAUAAACAACACUAAAAGGUCUUUAUUUUACCAAAUGUUGUUGUUUUUAUCUUAUUAUUACACUAUUAAAAAAAAGUGAAGAGGUAUUUCUGCGAGAAACACUCUGCCACAUACAGAAAAUCACACUCAUCAUGAAUCUGGCUCAGUCUGGAGCUCCACUUAGUCACUAGAUAUGUUUGUUAUUUCAGUGUGACAAUAUUGGUCUCAGAAAAUGUGAUGUAUUUGUAUGUAUGAGCAGACAAGUAGACCUGCGGCUUAGGCGAUAAAGAGAGAAACUCUCUUGGCACAGAUUCAGAAUAAGUAGAACAAGUAGCUCUAAUAAUCAUCCACCUCUUUCACGCCGAUGGAAAAAUAUGGAGCAGCUUUACAGUCACUAUCGCCCUGUCUGCUAGGCUGCAUGUUGUUCUCAGUGAGCUAUAACUUUGCAUCAUUAUUACACUUAUAUGAGAUGUCAGUGAGUGGAACAUAACGCUGAAAAACAGGCUGAGUCAAAGCGAGUCCGGCAUUCCUGCAGAAAUCAAGAUUAUGUGACUCACAGAAGAUAUUUCUUGCAUUUCUUGCUUCAUGAUUAAAGGAAAGCGCAUUUGGGUUUCCCUAGCGUGAAAAACAUCGGCUGUUUUAUUGAAACAGUAUAAGUUAAUGUUCUCUCACACCAUGUAAUCAGCUUUCAGUUCAUUUCAUUUUAUGACGUUAUGUUUUCCCUCGACAGCUUCUGAAAAUAAUUUGUCAUCUGUACGUUUUUUUUACAGUGUGUUUUGUUUCUUCUGUCUCCAGCUCCAUAUUUUGGGCAUUGCUUGUGCUUUGUUGGUCUUUGUCAGCGCUUGAAUGUCCAUUCAUCAUGAGUUACUUUGGUUUGUGGUUUGUGCAGUAGCCACUAGAUCAUCUGAUUGUUUGUUUUAAUAGCUGCUGGUCUCUUAAGAGAGCAUCCACAACCUCUGUGCAUCUCUGUGUACACGUGGCCAUGCAGGGUAACUCUCCAUCUCACAGUCAGAUAAUGUUGCUGGCCAGCGCCCUCCUCCCUCAUAGUGGCUCUUGUUACUACGUGUCCUCUUUCAGCUUUGCUCUGUUAAAAGAUGAGAGUGAAGGAUGGGGAAAAAAGGCUCAGCCAGCUCAACAGGAAGCAAUUAGCUUCCACCAUCAUGGCUUCUUUGAUGAGCCCAGGCAGCCUAGACAGUCUGAAAUGUAGACCUUGUAAAGGGUUAGUGUGUGUCAAAAGACCACUACUUACUUCAGUUCGAAGGACAUGGGAAGCGGCUCUACAAAGCCGACAACUUCCACUGUUUUAUGGAGAAAUUAAUCCAAAAUUAGCUGAUACACAAAUUGAUCUUCUUAGUUCUCAUUGCUUUGCACCUCCUUCUGUGCAGUCGUAGUAGACUGGUACAAUUAUUGUAAUUUUUAUUUGUCAAUAUAUCAGUUUGGACAUAUGAAAUGCAUAGUCCAAAUCCCCUCUACUUUCACUUAGUAGAAACACUAGAAGUAUUGAUCUAUCAAAAGUUAUUUCAUGUCAGUUACAGUACUCUUCAGGAAAAUGUUACUCUUGACUUUUUUAAGUCAUUAUUCCCCAAAUUAUUUUUUCUGUUGCAGCUCAGUGGUUAAAAUAACUCAAAACCACUGUGCAAAAAACACCAAAAAAUUUUCAAAUAGUUUAUAUUUAAUGAACACUCUCUCCUAUGUAAACCAAGAAUGUAAAACCUUGUUGUAAAUUUAAUUUUAGUUUUUUAUCUGAAUUGUUAUGUUAAAAAAUGGGUGUGGUGUGUUAGCAGCAUCAGACAGGCCAGCUAGACCGGUCAUUUGUUCAGAUAUAUGAAGUGAAUUCAGAGAACCUUUUGCUGCUCAAAAGUAAAUUGGGUAACACUUUAUUUGAUGCCUAUCUCUAUAACGCAUUAUAAAUAUGAGUACGCAUAAGUAAAAAUGCAUUAUAAUCACAUUAUAGUACUGUAUAACUAUAGUUAUAAACACUCAUAAAUGAUCAUAAUGCUUUAUAGCAAUAAUCAACACAUUAUGAAGCAUUUUAUCAUACAUAUAUACUUACAAGGUCAGGUAUUAUAAUGUGUUAUCACUGGUAACAACAGUUGCAUUGCAUUAUCUAUAAUGAUAAUUAAUGAGUGUUUAUAAUGAUAUUUAUACAAGUUUAUAAGCAAAUUAUAACACAUGAUAAAUAUGUAUAAUGCAUUGUCUACGUGGGCAUUGUCAUUGAGUUGUUACUAGUUAUGACACAUUGUAAUACAUAAUAUUGUAAGUCAAGGUAAAAUGCUCUAUAAUGUGUUAUGAUUAUUGCUAUAAAGUAUUAUGAUCCUUUAUGAGUGUUUAUAACUAUAGUUAUACAGUGCUAUAACGUGAUUAUAAUGCAUUAUAAAUAUAUCUAUAAUGCGUUAUAUAGAGAGGCGUCAAAUAAUGUGUUACCGUAAAUUGCAUUAUUGUAUCAUAAGGUGAUGGUGCCAGAGCCUUCUGUGUAUUUUAAUUGGCCUCUAAUUACUGUGUCAUUGCGGAUUUUUUAAGGGAUAAAUUUAGUAACCAACCUAUGAAUCAUUCUGACUGUGACAUUUCAAAUAAUAAGAAAGUCUACAGGUGCUGUCGUGUUAUCCAAAAAGAUCUUAUUGUCUGAGUCCUCAGCCCUGCCUAUAUUAAGACCUCAUGUUAGUGAAUCCGUCUGCCCUGACUGAGUGAAGAGCUGGUCAGCUGUGUCUUGUUUCUUAAUGCACUCAGUUGCCACAGAUACAGAGAGAUUAGAGGUAAUUUAGUGUGUUUUUAUCUCUACCUGGAUGGACUGCACGGCGGACUGAACCGACAGACAUGGUGUUGGUUUUUUUUCUCUCACCACACAUUAAAACCGCUGUUGGGGUGAACAUUUGAUGAGUUUGCAAGCUCAUUCAUCUGGAAGAUUGCAGUUUUAUGCACCAUACCCCUUCCUCCUUUGUGCUUUAUACACACAGCAUGUUGUUUUUCUUCCUUACAGAGAUAAACAAAUUUCCCAUGUGUAAGUCUGCAGCUGCAGGCACUUAGGAAAAAAUUGAGAUUUUUUUCUGUUACUUUGGCGAACAGAAAAAAAAAGUGUGAAGAUUAGGGAGGUGCUUUCUUAACACUUUUGCCUCCUGAGACUGUUGGCAGACACAAUAAGAGAGUAGGGAGGAUGAACUAUAUAUAAAGACCCUUUACUAAGACACUUCGUUCUGACAUUUAACCUCUUGCAUUUAUAAUGAUGUGAGGAAACGCGGUACCGGUGAUAAGAAGCACAACACAGAAACAAAGGGGGGAAAAAUGAAGAUGCAGAGAGGAUAAUGAGGACAUAUUUAGAUUUAUAAUGAAAAGUGAGUGAUGAAGGCUGUGAUUGUCAUUUAAUUGCCUGUGCUGGAGUAAAACCCUGCAAACAUUUAUUAUAUUGGAGGUAAUGACAGAGAGGGCGACAGAUUAACAGAACGGCAGGAGGGAUUCAGGAGAGAGGUCGUGUUUGAAGAAGUGGGGAUGGUGGAAAUAGAGAGACUGCGAUGCUGAUGAGUCGCAGUCAACCCUCCCUCAGCUCAUCUCUCCCUCAGCUCUAUCGCUCCAUCAACAGGGGUUUCUAUGGCAACCCCAGCCCUCCCCGACCCCAUGUGAACAGAGCCACAGGAUUAGUCCAGAAAGAGAACUCAAAUGUCAACACAGCUCAAGGCGCUUCCACGUAGGCCUGAAGGGAAGGAGGGGUGUCUGUUUUCUGCACAGCUCAGCAAUCGGACAAGUGUGUCAUCUUGUCAUCAACCUGCGUGCCCACUCCAGCUCUCUGAAUCAGACUGAUUUAUGAGUGAAUGGAAGUAUAAUAACAAGCGUUUUUAACCUAGCAAAAAGAUUAAAAAAAAAAGCUGAUUGCAAGUAUGGAGGGCAAAAUUAGCUGUUUGAUCAAAUAUGAAUCAAACUGGUUGUAUACUUCACUACUGAGUCAUAUUCUCAGGCAUGUAGAGAGUUAUCUGUUUCCACAAGCUUUGGAUCUUUUGAAUUAGUAUAGAAAGUGAAUAUACCAGAUAUGCAUUAUCUACAGUUGUAGAUGUUACUUGAUGUCUGACAUGUUGUGUACAAACUUAUAGUUUAUGUUAAAUGUUUGCUAUUGUACCCAAAACUCCCUUGAGACCCUUAUAAGUAUUAAGUGGAUUAUCCUGGUGUGAUACAGGAAGUUGGUUUAUUUGGAUGUAUGAGACAUUAUUAUUUAAGACAGAAUUAGCUUUUCAUUUACAACAUGGUGAUUAUCUCUGCCUCGAAAGAUGAGCAAAAUUCAUUCAUGUGUGUAUGUCACAGCCCCAUGUUUGAAGUACAGAAUGUUAAUCCCUCAACUUCAGAGCAGGAGUGAAUUCAUAUUUUACCAAGAGUGAAUGAAUUUCUAUAUCCUUCCUCCUGUGUUAGCUUUUACUAUGCAUCCACCGUGUUAAGGGUCGGUUUUGUCUUAAAUCAGCUGUAAAUUACACUAAAAACAAUUAUCUGUUUUUUUUCCAAUUUGGUUCUCAUCUCUAGGUUACCUUGUUGAAAUAUGAAAAUAUUGCUGAUAAUAGUUUUUGUUGUGGUCCUCUGGGCCUUUCUUUGUCAGUGUACCCCUCAUACAGACGUCUAUACAGAAUUGAAUUCACAUGUCUGGACAUGCCCAACGUUGUUUUUUUGUGCAGGGAAAAAACAGGCAAAAUGAGAAUUUCCUAAAUCUCACAUGAUUGGAAGAGGAUCUGACCAUCAGUGUGGUGCACAUAUGAUUUCAGUUUUUGCUCUAAUAAUUAGAUAUUGAUCUAACCGGGUCAACAGCGACCCUAACACGACAAAUGCCAUAAUUUUAAUAAGAGCAUUUCAUAAUUUAGUUACUUUAAUUUUCUAUUUUUAUUUUGUUGAAAUAGAGGUUCCUGACAAAGUCAAAAAGUCUUGAUGCAAAAAAAGCUAAUUUAAGUGGUUCUUUUAAGCCUUUAAAAUCAAAAAUGGGUCGGUGCAGACCCUAACACAGGAGGCGGGUUAAGCACUAAAAUCAUAGAAUUUCUUGUUUUGUGUGUCUUUGGUUCAAUUUGCUGAGAAUACCAAUAAGCUGAACAUUCUGAGUUUUAAAAUAUGUCUGUACUUUGAGUUUUCACUGUGUUAUCAAGAGGGUUUUUUUCAUUGGAUAUUUGUUUUGUUAUAAGGUGUUAAGUUUGCAAUAUUUUCAUAUGCACAACCGUGUGUUUGUGUCCACGCAGCCGCAGUGGAGGCAUGUGUUUUGCACGGGCUGAAACGACGAGCAGCCGGCUUUCUGCGUAGCAACAAGAUAGCGGCUCUCUUCAUGAAGGUGGGGAAGAGCUUUGCCCCGGCUGAAGAGCUGUGUAGAAAGGCCCAGGAACUGGAGCAGAUCAUCGAGACGAAGUGAGAGUGAAGACAUCGCAGCUCAUCAUCACACAUCACAUCAGACUUCAAAGCUGAUAUCAAAGCCUCGCUCAAAUUCAAUGCAACAUCAACAAACAGCUGUCUGCCCAUUUGAAGGGCUUUUUUUUAUUUAGAAAAGCUUCUAAAUUAUUCAUGAUUAUGAGCUUUUAUGACCCAUGAAUUGCCAUUUACUUAAUUUAGAUGCAGUUUUACUAAAUGGGAUAUAUUCAAAAAAGCUUACAUUUGUUUAGACAAGAACUUGAUUUUAUUUAUUUGCAGAAGAAGUCAAAGCUUGCAAAGUCAAGACAGUCUUCGCAAGAUGCCCCGUCUGCCCAGCCUCAGUCCUCAGGGUGUCAGGAACCUGUGGAUCCGGACUGCUCUCUUUGAGAAGGUGCUGGACAAGAUUGUUCUGUAUCUGGUAGAAAACAGCAGGUAUGAUGACAUAGACCUGGGAUACUCUCUUCCACUGAAAGUGUCAAAAGAUUUCUCUUUAAAUUCCCCUCGCUUGUUUGUCUUCCAGUAAAUACUAUGAGAAAGAGGCUGUUUUAAUGGACCCUGUGGACGGACCGAUUCUUGCCUCUUUGUUAGGUAAUAAUGCAGGUUUUUUAAUGUUGUAGAUUCUCAUGUAGGUCUUUUCUUGUUGUAGAUUAUCCAUGGCUCGUGUUUACAUGAAAAUGCUAGAUCAUGGUAGACUUGGAAACAACAGGAAAAGAAUGAUGAUUUUGGCCUUACUAGGAAUAUUGGACAAAAUAGUAACUUUAAGGCUAAGGAGUCAAAGAUGUUUUUGCAGUGACAGGGACACAACCCUUCACUAAACACAGUUUUAAACACAAACAGUUUGUUUUCGAAAGGCUUGAGCAUGAAGCACUGCUUCUUGAGACUUGAUUUGAAUCACAGUUUUGGUCUGAAGACAGGGAAAAUUGCUAUUUCACAAAAGAAACAUUCUGUGUUUUCAAUAUUUGCUUGACAAAGAUUGCACGCUGUUGUGUGUCAAAUCUAUUCAGACAGAAAAUUGUUCAUUUCACUCUUGAAGAAGCUCUUGAAGAAAAUGGGCAGAGAAAUAUAGCUGUCAAGCAUCAUAAAGCUCCUUGUUGCCUUUAUCGUCACACAAAAGUUGGUGGUCUUUGAUGAUGCAUCUCUGACAGAUAAAAGAAUAUUCUACUUUUGAAUUUGCUUAUUGAUUUUUAAUUAGAUUCCAGGAGAAACCACUAGUUAAGUAAAAACGUUUUAAAGCUUUUGUCUGUAAUUUUUCACCUUCAUUCAUCCAGUGGGACCCUGUGCUUUGGAGUACACAAAGAUGAAGACAGCAGAUCACUUUUGGACGGACCCAUCUGCAGACGAGUUGGUGCAAAGACAUCGCAUCCAUAGUGGCCACAUCAGACAGGAUUCACCCACUAAAAGGCCUGCACUGUGUGUAAGUAAUGAAAUGGGUUAGCAGAGGAUCCUCGUGUGGAAUUCAAGUCGGGCUUCUCUGAACCUGUGACUGUUUCAAAUCAUUUUGCACUGCAGGAGUGAUUUUACCUUUCAAAACCAGGGGUUGCUUCUUGACUUCAUCCCACACCUCUAAAGAGAUGCUCUCCGUCAGAUCAAAGAGGACCUGUUAGGAUAGCAGAGUAAAAUGAAGCACAGCGUGUCCCAGGAGGAAGAACAGAAUGUAUCUAAGACUUUCACAAUUGUUUACUCUUCAGGUUAUCACUGAACCAGGAUUAACUUGGCCUAUUUUACAGUUUUUAUCAUCCUGUGUAUUAAUGUAUGCCUGUAACAGAGGUAGACUGAUAUCAAAAUCUGGGGAGUGUGCAUUGGUGCACAUGAAUUAAUAUUGCAUUUGGAAAAAGAGAUACACUGUGACAGGCAAGCUGUAAUUCUUUCUGCGAAGACAGUCAUCUCUUUAACACCGGUUUACAAUGUUUGUUAUCUGAUUUGACAUUCUGUGUUUGUGCAGAUCCAGAAGCGGCACUCCAGCAGCAGCAUGGAUGAGCGCCCUUCCCCCUCACCAUCAGCUCGUGAAUAUGUGGAAUCGCUGCAUCAAAACAGCAGGGUGACCCUCCUGUUUGGCAAAAACAAUGUGCUUGUACAACCGGUAACUGUCUGAUUCCUCAUCACUACCCCUCUCCGCGGUCCAUAUACAAUCCUGAAAAUCUCAGUAAUAGAUAAAUAAAAUAUUUGAAGUUUUACAAGUAAUAAAAAAGUUAGAUAACUCUUUACUUGACACAUAUCUCUAUAAUGCAUUAUAAUGCGUUACAAUCACAUUAUAGCACUGUAUAACCAUAGUUAUAAACACUCAUAAAUGAUCAUAAUACUUUAUAGCAAUAAUCAUAACACAUUAUAAAGCAUUUUAUCAUUACUUACAAGGUCAGGGAUUACAAUGUGUUAUAACUGUUAACAACGGUUGCAUUACAUUAUCUACGUGGGCAUUGUCAGUGAGUUGUUAACAGUUAUAACACAUUAUAAUACCUGACCUUGUAAGUCAUAAUAAAAUGCUUUAUAAUGUGUUAUGACUAUUGCUAUAAAGUAUUCUGAUCAUUUAUUAGUGUUUAAAACUAUGGUCAUACAGUGCUAUAAUGUGAUUAUAACACAUUAUACAUAUAUUUAUAAUGCAUUAUUGAGACCGGCGUCAAGUAAAGUGUUACCAAAAGGGUACGCACAUACUGGUAUAAGUUUGCUGAAAUAACAUGUUUUUAAUGGACUGUUUUUUUGUCCUGCUCUAAUGAGCGUGGUCUAGACCUACUCUCUUUCUUUGAAAAGCGUCUUGGGAUGACGACUGUGAAUUGGGGGCUAUAUAAAUAAAAUUUGAUUGAUUGAUUGAUUGACACUUUUGUCACAGCUGCAAUGCACCAUUACAAGUUAAAACUGUGAAUUGAGGGCAAAAUAUUCAUUGUGUUGUCAUACAGUUUUAUACUCUCUGAAUUUUCCUUGUUUAAUAAAACAUACCUCUCCUUACUGUUUCAGAGGGAUGAUAUGGAAGCCAUCCCAGGCUACCUCUCUCUGCAUCAAAAUGCUGACAUCAUGACCCUGAAGUGGACACCCAACCAGCUAAUGAACGGCUCAGUCGGGGACUUGGACUACGAACGCAGGUAAGGAAUUAUUCCUCUGAUUAUCUGUGUGUAUAUUCAAACUCAAAUUCAAAUUCAACUUUAUUUGUAUGGCACUUUUUAGACAAAAAAAUGUUGUUCAAAGUGCCUCACAAUUAAACAAAGUCACAAUUGAACAACAAUAAAACCAGACCCUCCCACCAUGUAAAAGGGGUAAAGGAAGUAAAAUCCUCUAUGGUGGGAAUUAAGAAAUAUAGUAUAGCUGGUAAACCUUUCUGAAUCAAUGUAAUAAGUCUCUUUCAAGACUUGUCAAAACUGCUUUGUUUCUUUUUGUUGACUGUCUGUAUAAUUCUAAAGUAUAACUGAUGAAUGCGGUAUGUGUGAACAUUUUGUGAGUAAGGGGCUCGGAAGGCAAUUGAUCAUAUAAGACGUAUUUUCAGCUCGCAGCAGAUGGUUUACUGGUGAAGUCGCUCGUAGAAAUCUCCCAGACUAACAAACCAUAUUAAGCUCCUUCGCCUCUCCAUGGCUCCUCUCACCAAUAAUUGAUUAUUCCAUUAUCUGUCUCUGCUCCUGCUCCUCUGUGUGAGCACUCGUAACUUCUGUCUUCAUUGGCCAUUAAAUUAAUGAUCCUUGACAUUUGACUCUCACAAAUAAUGUGUAAACAGCCCCGAGGUUGUUUUUUUUCUCCAGUGCGAGCUGUUGGUGCACCUGUUUAUGCAAAGAGCUAUUUGGUUUUGUUGUUUGACUUGAGGUGUAUCUGAUUUGAUGUUUUUUAGUGUUUACUGGGACUAUGCCAUGACAAUCCCCCUUCAGGAGAUAGUUUACUUGCACUGUCAUCAACAAGGUGGGUCCAUAUAAAGCUUCAUUAGCAUGUCUGUUUAGGUUCUCAUUAUUAAUUAUCAUCUUACUCAGAGUUCGUAUUUGUUUUUUUUGUUGGUGUUGUUCAGUGUCUGCAAAUACACAAAAUGACGUCCUGUUUGUCUCUUGUAGUCGACAGUGGGGGGACUGUCGUACUGGUCAGUCAGGAUGGAAUCCAAAGACCUCCACUUCGCUUUCCCAAAGGAGGUCACCUGCUCCAGUUUCUCUCAUGCCUGGAGAAUGGCCUUCUUCCUCACGGCCAGCUUGACCCUCCUCUUUGGUCUCAGAGGGGAAAGGUUAGCUAAGACGGGUUUUUCAUAGAGGUGGCUCCUUUUCUUCAGAUCUAGCGCACAAAUGACUUGUAUGACUUGAAAUUAGAUCUGCCAGAUCUGAUCAAUAAAUCAAUAAAAAACACAUUUAGUGGACUGAUGCAGAUGCUUGGGUUGGAGUGAUACUGAUGAAUGUGUGGCUUUGUGUUCUCUCUACAGCCCUACACAUAAGGUGUUGUCUGUAAUGAAUGGAUAUGAAUAGUGUUAUAUCCGUAGCUAAACCACCCACGCAUGUUCACUCUCUAUUAAUAGGCUUUAGCAUGCAGACAGUCAUUGUCUUUGAUUCAUAUUGAGGGCUUAGCUGGGCUUAAAUGUUGGAGAAUUUUUUUGUUGCCGGCUUUAACUUAAUACCCGUUAUAUUCUCAUUACAGGGAAAGGUGUUUCCUAAGCUGCGGAAGAGGGUUCCUCAGGGAUCUGGAUCCACAGACUCAGUCUCAGAUAAAGAGGAGGACGAGGCCACAGAUUAUGUCUUUCGCAUCCUCUUCCCAAACAGCCAGUCAGAGUUUGGUGAGAUUUCCCCCAGAAUUAUGAGCAGUACCCAACAGCUGCUCUAAAUCAUUGCCCUUUUAUGAAAAUAUUACUCGUUGUUUGUUGCAGUGACCGUAACCCAUCUUCAUCCAACACAUCUGACUCCCUCUCUCCCCUCUCACCUGAGUGGGCAGUUCCCCUCCCUAAUAGGGACUGUGGUUGUACCCAAGAGGUCCUGCACCUGUCCUGAAGAAUCCCCCUCGCUGACAGGAAGCAGCUGUAACACUGUCACAGUCCGGCCCGUCUGUCUGUCUAUCUGUCAGCAUGUCUUGCUUUAAUUCACAGCAUCUAAUAUCCUUCUGCGCCUUUGGCUAACUUUAUUGAUGUGCUGCGUUAUUAAAGCCCCUCCCACCCUGUGCAACCCUGUACCACAACUCUUAUCCCGUAUUACAUUGCUUUAACCUUUUAACAGCCAAUGGCUGGAUAUCAGACUGAUCAAGCUUCUGCUCAAUUCAUCUUUUCUCAGUUUUAAUGUAAUUUGAUAAAACAGCCUCAUGCUUCCAAAUUAUACAUCAAAUCCAUCCUGAUUGUUUUGUUUUCGUCCUUUGUCUGUGCUCUUACAGGAAUCAAGCACAAAUAACUUAUAAUUUGAAGCACUUUCAGCAGAUGAUGAGUGAUUAGUUAUAUUCUGUUGUAUUCUGCUCAUGGGAAAUGUUCUGCUUUGUUGAAAUCAUUCAAGUGAAACUUUAAUUGCCCGCAGAACCCUGAGCGGCAUGAUGCUUUGUUAGUGACAAUGCGGGUUUGUGUGUUUGUGCGUGUGUUUUCGCAGUGAGUCCUCCAGACUUGAUGGAUCAGGGAGCUACAAUGUGGCAUCCCACUCUCAGGAAGACUUCUUGUUCCUCUUGUUCUCAGGGGAGCUUCUCGGAUGGGAUGACACCCAAAGGUUGCAACCAUGAGAGGUGGGAGAUAAAUACUCUUGAGCGCUAGACUGAGUUGUGUUGGAUUGUGACAGGAAUACUGUUGAGGGCUGCAGAGACACGCAAGAAUCAGAAUUAGAAUUAGAAUCUUUAUUGUCCUAAAAGGGAAAUUAAUGUUGCAGCAGGAGCACACAAAGACAGGGUACACGGUGACAUGCAGUAAGAAUAGUCGAAAGGUCAAACAUGAUAAAUAAAAGAAACACCAUAAAUGUACACAAUUUCACUGAGAAAUGUUCAGUCUAGAGUCAAUACCAAAACUGGAAACUAACUGCUUUAAUAAACUCUGAAAAGUGCAAAUAUGGGCAACCUAAGGCCGAAGAAUGACUGCGAUUCCCUCAGCGCCAACCCGAAAAUUCACAAAAGGAAAAAAAAAAGAACCUAGCAAUUACCCAGGAGACAAUCAUGUGACAUUUCGCUUUCUGUAAUAAAAAUGUCUUGAGAAAAUGAGCUGAUAAGCAGCAAGGCAAACACAGUGGAUGAAAGGCAGACGCCCGGGCUAAUUCAUUUAUAAUGGAAGCAGAGUGGUUAGUGUUUGAGUGAUAAAAGCUCAGCCCUACUGCUGUAAUAACCUUUACAAUUCAUAUAGCAAUGAAUUACAUUAUACAGAGGUUUAGAUUAAUGACGAUCCAAUUAAAGAAAAUACAACAUAACCAUGUCCUGUGUGUGUUUUCUCCACCUGCAGGACUCCUCUGAAAUUGCUUUGUGACAACAUGAAGUAUCAGAUCAUCUCUCGGGCGUUUUAUGGCUGUAUGUUAUUGCUUUUGUGUACUCUAAAUAGCUUUAUACAUUAUUCAUGCUUUUAUAUUCACUAUCAAAAUUGCUACUGGCAUCCUUAGGGGCAUUAAUUGAUUAAUUGUGUUGUCUUAUAGGGUUGGCCUACUGCCGUCACCUGUCCACUGUGCGCACACACCUUUCCGCUCUCGUCAAUCAUACUAUUGUGGCCCCUGACGCGCCAUCUGAUGCCUUCAAAGGCCUGACCACAGACGUGUGGCAGACGUUUCUUCAGGACUGCACAGUAAGCAUCGCUUGUCUCACAGCUCUGUAGCACAAACAUCACAUGCUUGUGCUGUUCUAGUUUGUUGGCCACAUGCACACACGCAUGCUCAUACACAUACACAGGCACACACAUAUGUAUCCAGCUUCAAGGCUUUCCCUCUCACGCUGUUGCUGCUCCGUCUCAUUCAUAUUCAUCUCUGCUAAUUAUGCGGCUCACACCAUUAGUCUUGCAAAAGUGUGCAUGAAGCAUGACUAAUGGCCCUGUCAGUCUCUGUGUCCAUAUCAGCAGUUUAUUACGUGCAGCCGCAGAGAGUUUGACCAGAACAGGAAUUGUAAUUGUGGUUUUUUUUUUUCUUUGGAAAGACUUUCAGAAGGUAUUAAAACUAAAUCGAAAAAAAUUUGAGAUACUUGCAUGAGCCAUUUUAUCUAUACUAUUUUUGGGGUUUUGUUUUGUUGCUCGCACAAUCACCACAAGGGGCACUUCAGGUGAAUUGGCAAGUAAAUGCUACAAAGGGACACAGGUGAAGCAGUGAUCUGGGGAACAGGAAGAACACACGGUUUUUACCGCUAAUCUAUGACACCAUUCUCCCCCUCAUCAUGAACAUCACCAUCAUAGUAAGUUAGACGUAUUUGUCUUUUUUUGUUUGUUUUUAAUUUAAUCAAUAAAAAUCAGGUCAGCAUAGUCACUAUAAUACUUAAAAAUCAUAAUCCAGUAAAAGAUUUCCUUACUGCAAGUUUUAAAAAAGCAGGAAAACUGUCUGCAUCCCCAGAGGCAAAAAAGCACAAAGCAAAGUGGGAACAAAAACUACCUGUCAAAAUUUCACAGGAGCGUUGGUUGUUCAAAACAAAGAGCAUCCACAGAAGUGAGGCUGGAGAGAAGUGAGAGUUAGCUCAGGUAUUUUUUCUCCACUCCAAAAUCUAAGUUAUCAAUGUUAGUAACAAAAGCUAUGCUGCAGAGAGAAUGAACACAUGACACCCCCUCAUCUUUUAGAUUAAAAAUAUGUAUAUUUUGGGGAAAGAUAUUUUAAGCUAAGAAUACUUUUGGUUGCUGCAUCUUUAAAAAAAAACAGAUACAGUUUUAAUGGUUAUAAAGCUGUUUUUUUUUUGUUUUUUUUUUUUUUAUAUAUAUAUUUUUAAAUUUUCCAGAAACAAAACAAGAGCAAAUGACAAAAAACAAACAUACAUUUGGCUCACACACACAUUUAGGUUCAAAUUCAUACAGACGAGAGAUUCAGGAGUCAUCCUAUACAAAUAAAAUAAGUAAGUCAAAUAAAAGUCAAAAAAAUCAAGUGUACAUUGCCAUACAUAAUCCGCUCAUAUGUUCAAAGAAAGGUACACAGAGGCAAAAACACUGAUUAAAAAGGACGUCACUUUGGAGGCAGCACGUUUAAAGCUAUGAUACAAACCCUCUUGUAAGAAUGGUAGAAAUAUUUAAACCAACACAUGACAAAAAGGGUUCAUGAAGCUGUUUUGCUUUCGUGUUAUUACAGCAAAGGUAAAAAGUUGAGAUGAUCUCCUCCAUCUGACACUAUGUUGUUUGUUACCUGCACUGACAGACCUCUGAGAGACCCGACAUGGCAAUACUGCUUUGAUUUUCCGUAUGUUUGCACACGAAGAGAUGUCUUUCUUUUGAAACUAAGGGGGAAACACAAGCUCUGUGUAGUAAACAUUUCUGAUGUCUUCAGGCGUACGAGGAGAAGGAGCUGCUUCGCCUCGUCUACUUUGGUGGUGUUGAAGCCUCUCUGCGUAAAGAAGUCUGGCCUUUCCUGCUGGGUCAUUAUCAGUUUGGGAUGUCAGAAGAGGAGAGGAAGGAGGUUUGUCAUUUCAUUGAUCCUUAUCCUACUUGGAGAGUAUUUCCUAUCUUAACUUCUACCCCUCAAUGCCUCUUCAUAGGUCGAUGAACAGGUCCGAGUGUGCUACCAGCAGACCAUGCGCGAGUGGCUCAGCUGCGAGGAGAUUAUCAAGCAGCGGGAGAAGGAGCAGCAUGCUGUAGCAUUAGCGAAGUGCUCCUCUGGAGUGAGCAUGGACAGCUCCACUCAGAAGAUGGUCCACCAUGACUCAACUGUCAGCAAUGAGGUGAAAGAGGAACAUAUUUUGACUUUCACAGACAGAAAAUUUGUGUGCAGAAACAUAUAAGACUGAUAAGGUAAAUAUUUUGUCUUAAAUCAGGUAGUAUGUAGUAUGUUAUACUUUAGAUAUUCAGUUAAAUGAAGUUUAGUUUCAGACACACAGUCAGUACAUGUUCGGUUUCAUUUUCUCUGAAAUAGGCAGUUUAAAAGUGUGUAAGUGUACUCAAUAUCAGUGGUCUCAAGAAGGUAUCAAGUAUAAUGUGAGCACAGACAUAGAUAAAGAUUAAGACUGUAUAUUAAAAAGAAAUGAAUUCAUAUGGUAACAGUUUGCUUGGCCUGCAUGUUUUUAUUACUCAGUCCCAGUCCUCUCAGAGUUCAGACAGGCAGAGUCUGGCUCGCCUGCAGAGCGACUCCAGCAGCAGCACACAGGUAUCAAAACUCUAAACCUGUUACAGCCUGAAUUAUACAUUAUUUGAGAGAUUUUUUUAAGUUGUCUUCCUCUUCUUGCAGCCUCAUAAGCUCCUUUCUCAUACAUUUUGCAGUAUAUGGUUUUAAGUAAAGCAUGUCAUCUCAACUUUUUGUACCGAUAUUCCUCAUCCCUGCACUCUCUCUCCUGCCAGUUCUUCACAACCUCCCAUCCCUUUCCCUGGAGUAGCCUGCUUCCCUUUGGCUUGUUCUUUCAGGUGUUUGAGUCCAUAGAAGAGGUGGACCAGAUUGAAACAGAGCCCAAGAAUGAAGAGGCCAAACAGGUGCCAAAGAUGCCAAAUGGAGCUGUGCAGAACGGGACAAGUUCUCCUGACUCUGGACAUCCCUCUUCCCGCAACUUCUCUGUCACCUCAGGCCUGUCAGAUGGCUCACUUAGUACGGAAGACAGUGCUGCACCUGAUCUGAGUCAAAGAUCUUCAGCUGUCAAAUCUGUAGGGGUUGAGAGUGAGGGUCUAACAGAGGAAACGGACAGCCAAGUGGAAGUUAAAGCUAAGGACACAAAAGAGGAGGAGAAAAGACCUGAAACUGCAGAGAGUACAGCUAGUGAGGAAGCUUGUGAUAUGAAGAUCCAACCCUUGGAAAAAGAGCUUGUGAAGGAUAACAAAGAGAUAAGCAUGCAACCUGAAACACAAGAAGCUGCUGAGGAGCUCAGUGUUGUUAGUAAAGCUGAAGAUAAAGACCUAGAUGCACUAGCAGACUUCAAAGGAGUUCAGUCUUUAGAGUCAGAAGAAACAGAAAAACAAGAAUCCAGUGAGAAUACUUCGGUGUCAGCAGCUGCUACAGAAAUAGUUGUGGAAUUGAAUGAGCAAAGAGAAGGUGCGGAAAACAGUGUUGUGGAAACUUCAAAGAAAACUGCAGAAAUAAAUGAGGACAUUGAUAAGGAAAUGGACCAAUCAGAUUCAAGCAAAACACCAGAGAUUUCUUUAGAAGAAUGCAGAGAAAGUAUGACAGAAUCUUUAGCCUCUGAAGUUGAAAAGAGUCUCAUUUUCCCAGCAGACGCUGAAGUAUCAAGGGCAAGGGAACCUUACAUGAUUCCUCAGAAAGAGGAGGCUCAGGUCAUGACUGACUCUGAUGAGUCUCCAUCAGCCAUAGAGAUGGAGGACAUACCUACGGCCAAAGUUUCCAUGGUGCCUUGGAGCAGGAAGGGGCAUUGUGAAGCGUCGUCAUUUUCUGAGGAUUCAGCCCCUAAUGUGGAGCUCAGGGAAGAGGGGCAGGAAAAACCCAGUCCAGAAGGUACAGAGUCCAUCCUGUCAGAGGAGCCGGAGAUGGAGAGCCUUUACCCUCAGUUUACUCCUAUGGUGGGGUCUGAAAACUCCAAGAGUGAACCAACUCAUCCGGGAUCCUCUGAGAGCACCUUCUCUGUAUGUACAUGUGUUCUCAAAUUUGAUUUUGUCCCUAAUAAACAGUUAUGACAUUUUUAUUUUAUCUAUUCAUUUUUGUUUGUUUUUACAGCAAGAACUUCUGGACUUGUAUACAUUAAAUCUGCACCGCAUUGACAAGGAUGUCCAGCGCUGUGACAGAAACUACUGGUACUUCACUCCUGUCAACCUGGAGAAACUACGCAACAUCAUGUGCAGGUGAAACACUGACAAGGAAACACUGUUUAUAUACAUUGUGAGAGAAUGUUUCUGGCUUACUCAUCAAGAGAGAACUUAAGUUUUAAGAAUUGAUAAUUCAGUGAAAAUUGAAAAACUGAAUAAGUCUGUUAUUACUAUCAAAAAUCUAAUGAAAUGACAAAAACCAACAAUGAGCUGAUCUUAAUGUGACGCCUGUGAUGCCAAAGCUAAUGGAGUGUAUUCCUCAGUGCCUUAGGCUUCCACUGUGAUCCAAAAGAAAGCCCAAGACAUGUCAGUGAGUCACAUGCAGUUUGUGACAUUUCACUAAUUAUGGAGAAAAUGGCCACUAGGAUAUAUUUUGAGUCAAACUCAGAGCCACUUCUAAUUUUUUCAGUCCAUUGCUGUAAAUUCUCCACAAAAAAUAUACACAUUAGUGCAGCACUUUUUAACCCUAGAACACUAUCGCUAAAAUAAGUAACACCAUCAAUAUGGCCGGGUGAUUUUUACCCAAAAUAAUAUACCCAAGAAAAAGUACUUGUCAUCAAAAUAAAUCAAAAUGGGAAAAAAAUGACAAAUUAAAGUAGUUUUCUUUUAUUUUCAACUGUGCAAUGUCCAAAAGGAGGAGGAAAAAGUGCCAUUAGGGGACCAUAUAAAAAUGCAACAAAAUAACUGAAAUUAGGCUUUCAUGAACAAAAAAAUCCUAAUAUAUUUAUAUUUACAUAUAGAAAUUGUAAACUUAGUUUCUUUUCCACCCAUUCCUGGGGCAUGUGAGUCCUUCCUGGUGAAGACUCAGGGUCCAAAAUGUGGCAUAUUUUGAGUGAGUAAAAAUGACCUGCUGACUAGAAUAUUUCUUAUCACCAUAUGAAUUCCCUCAAAAAAAUCACUGCUUUGUGAUAGUUAUUCAUAACCACUGCACUAAAUAAAGAUAGCAUGCAAAUUCCAGGACCACUCUUACUGACCUUAUUCGCCUACAUGCAGCAAUUAAAUUCACCCAAACCUACUUUACCCUCUAACACUAUUUCUGGGUGAAAAUAACCCAAACGCAUGCUUGUGGGAAAAAGCGAGUUUUGGAUCAGGGAAACAAAUAUGCCUUCAAAGAUGUCAAAGGCAAUGCUGAAGCUACCCAGGGACCCUUGAUACUUAGACAAACACAACAUCAUGAAAAUCACGUAAACAUGUUUGGUCGGGUGAAAAUCCACAUUUUUAAAUGUUCGACACAUUUUCAACAUCAGUUACUGUACUGUAUUGUAUCCUAGCUUAUCGUAUUGUGUCAUGUGUUAUCAUGCUAUUGCCAUCCCUAAAACAGUGUCAGUAAAACAAGUGUCCCUCCUCACUUUUAGUACAAACACUUUCUAAAACCAAAACCAACUUUGAUUUCACUUGAGAGAAGCCACAACAUUUAAACAUAAAUCCCUGCUUGAGGUACUCUGGCAACAAUUGCCUUGUUAAAAAAGGAAUAUUAAGUAGAAAAAUCUAUUGUCAGCAUUGAGGCAAGAAGCAACAUGACUUGGACAGCAGUGUGACUCAGAUCAGCAGACAAAACUGAUGGUUAAGUUCACUUGUCUUUGUUGUAUAUUUUCAGCUACAUCUGGAGGCACCUUGACAUCGGUUAUGUGCAGGGCAUGUGCGAUCUGCUGGCUCCUCUCCUCGUCAUUCUGGAUGAUGGUGAGUCAACAUUUCGGAUCACUGUGUAUUUUCUCUCCACUUCGACAUUUGGUGUAUAUUUGAUGGUUAUUUAUGAAACAACAGAAAACAACUCGCCCACUCACUUUCUCACUCCUGCUUCCUCUCUGUGUUUCCUCUUCUCAGAGGCCCUGGCCUUCAGCUGCUUCACCGAGCUCAUGAAGAGGAUGAAUCAGAACUUUCCACACGGAGGAGCUAUGGACACUCACUUUGCCAACAUGCGCUCCUUAAUCCAGGUGACACGGUCGCUGUAAAGUAGCUGUUAUAUAUCCAUGUUAAACCCACAAACAAUCCACUUUCUCACAACCUGUCUCAUAAUGACUUUCUCUGAAUCUUCUCUGAUCCUCUUUCUGUAAAGAUCCUGGAUUCUGAGCUGUUUGAACUAAUGCACCAGAACGGAGACUACACCCACUUCUACUUCUGUUAUCGUUGGUUUCUCCUUGACUUCAAGCGAGGUAAAGGGAUGGCUUGGUGCAAAAGGGUUGUUUGCCAAUUAAAGGAGAAGGAGAUACACUCCUCUUAAGCCUUACAUGUGGAUGAAGUGCCAAACCCCCUGGCAGCUUGUUAACAAGACGUGCACUUACUGGGAUUUAGUCGGCUUUAGAAAUCAGUAUUAUCACUGGAACUCAAGAUUUUGCAUGGGAAAUCACUGAGAUGUGCUCUGACGGCAUCAACAAGUUUAAAUAAUUAUGCUCCCUGUUGCAUGAUUCAAUGAUACACUGUGGUUUUCUGUGAACUUUCUCACUGUGGUAUCUCAGUUUAUCCUCUCUCACACUCGAACAAACACCUGCUCCCACUCUUAUCUUUCUCUGCUAAUAACACGGUUUCCUUCAAGCUCGCCUCCCAUCCCAUCCCUCACACACUGACGCACUUUCACUCCUGCUUCUUUGUGUGUCCUGUCUUCCAGAGUUGGUGUACGAAGAUGUGUUUGCAGUCUGGGAAACAAUCUGGGCAGCUAAGAACGUCUCCUCCAGUCACUUUGUCCUCUUCAUCGCUUUGGCGUUGGUAGAGAUCUACAGGGACAUCAUCCUGGAGAACAACAUGGAUUUCACUGACAUCAUAAAAUUCUUUAAUGGUAAAACAUGUUGCUUUACUGCUGAUGUCUGUACAUAUCCUCUCACCCCUCAAUGCUAAUUUUAGGUAUCCUAGAGGAGCUUUGUUACAACCUUGCAAAAACCUUUAUGAUUUAUUUAUUUAGGAGUACAAUACACAUAAAUUAACUUUGAUUUUCUUUUCUUAAAUAAAAUAAAAGAUUUUUUUAGUUAAAUGUGACACAUUUUUGGUUCCUACACGAGAAGAUGUUAGCUUGAUUGGGAUCUGACAGAGGGGAAUAGCUCUGAAUAGCUUCGUUUGGUUUGUAACCAGGCCACAGAUUUUUGUGCAAUAAUACAAAACUCAAUUCCAUUGAAGUUGGAAAAUUUUGAUAAACGUAAAUAAAAACAGAACACAAUGAUUUGCAAAUCCUUUUCAACCCAUAUUCAAUUGAAUACACUACAAAGACAAGAUAUUUAAUGUUCAAAGUCAUAAACUUUUUUUUUUUUUGCAAAUAAUAAUGAACUUGAGAAUUUCAUGGCUGCAACACGUGCCAAAGUAGUUGGGACAGGGGCAUGUUUACCACUGCGUUACAUCACCUUUCCUUUUAACAACACUCAAUAAACAUUUGGGACCUGAGGAGACUAAUUGUUGAAGCUUUGAAGGUGGAAUUCUUUUCCAUUCCUGCUUGAUGUACAGCUUCAGUUGUUCAACAGUCCGGGGUCUCCGUUGUUGUAUUUUACGCUUCAUAAUGCUCCACACGUUUUCAAUGGGAGACAGGUCUGGACUGCAGGCAGGCCAGUCGAGUACCUUCACUCUUUUACUACAAAGCCACGUUGUUGUAAGGUGCAGAAUGUGGCUUGGCAUUGUCUUGCUGAAAUAAGCAGGGGCGUCCAUGAAAAAGACGUUCCUUUGAUGGCAGCAUAUGUUGCUCCAAAACCUGUAUGUUCCUUUCAGCAUUAAUGUUGCCUUCACAGAUGUGUAAGUUACCCAUGCCUUGGGCACUAAUGCACCCCCAUACCAUCACAGAUGCCGGCUUUUUAACUUCGCGUUGAUAACAGUCCGGAUGGUUCUUUUCCUCUUUGGUCCGGAGGACACGACGUCCACUAUUUUCAAAAACAAUUUGAAAUGUGGACUCGUCAGACCACAGAACACUUUUCCACGUUGCAUCAGUCCAUCUUAGAUGAGCUCGGGCCCAGCUGGAUGUUGAUAAAUGGCUUUCACUUUGUUUAGUAGAGUUUUAAUUUGCACUUAAAGAUGUAACGAUGAACUGUAUUUACUGACAGUGGUUUCUGAAGUGUUCCUGAGCCCAUGUGGUGAUAUCCUUUACACAUUGAUGUUGGUUUUUGAUACUGUGCCGCCUGAGGAAUCGAAGGUCAUGGCAUUCAAUGUUGGUAUCUGGACGUGUCACUUACAUGCAGUGAUUUCUCCAGAUUCUCUGAAACUUUUGAUAAUAUUAUGGACCGUAGAUGUUGAAAUCCCUAAAUUCCUUGCAAUUGUACUUUGAGAAACGUUGUUCUCAAACUGUUCGACUAUUUGCUCAUGCAGUUGUUCACAAAGUGGUGAACCCCGCCCCAUCCUUGCUUGUGAAUGACUGAGAAUUUUUGGGGAAGCUGUUUUUAUACCCAAUCAUGGCACCCACCUGUUCCCAAUUAGCCUGCUCACCCGUGGGAUGUUCCAAAUAAGUGUUUGAUGAGCAUUCCUCAAAUUUCUUAGUAUUUUUUGCCACCUUUCCCAACUUCUUUGUCACGUGUUGCUGCCAUCAAGUUCUAAAGUUAAUGAUUAUUUGCAAAAAAACAAUAAAGUUCAUCAGUUUGAACAUUAAAUAUAUUGUCUUUGUAGUAAAUUCAAUUGAAUAUGGGUUGAAAAGGAUUUGCAAAUCAUUGUAUUCUGUUUAUAUUUACGAUUUACACAUCUUCCCAACUUCAAUGGAAUUGGGUUUUGUAAUUUGCUGGAGUAUACUCUGACCUAAACCGAGCAGAAUCUUGCGUUACUGAUGGAAACAUUUGAGAACAUGCAUACAUAAUAAAGAUCACUGAGUCCAUUAGCUCUGUUUCAAAUUACAAAUAUGCAUUAAACUAACUCAGAGUGGAUGUGCUUUUGUCUUUCAGAAAUGGCUGAACACCACAACAUAAAGCAGAUUUUGACCCAAGCCAGAGAUCUGGUGUGCAAAGUGCAGAUGCUGAUAGAGAACAAGUGAUCACUCUGUUUGUCUUCUUUUCCUUCCAAGUAAUGUGUGAGCAGCUGUAGCAGCAUCAGAGUAAAACACUUAUGAGCACACACAACAUACAGAUGUAACACAAAGCCUUUACAGUCAUAGUUUGCUGCUAUGAGCCUUAUUAACUGUACUUUUAUGUUGUAUGUGUUGUCAACAGCUGUGAGAGAAUAUUUUCCUCGUAAUUCAAAGUAUAUUUCAGUGAAAAACAAAUCUAUCACAAAAGAUGUUUAACUUCUGAAGUGUCAACCUCAAUCUGAGUGCACUUCAUAUUUUAAGAUCAGGAAGUUUAGUUGCACAUUAAAAACCAAAUACAGAGCAGAAAUCACCCUGAGCUAUAUUUAUGAGAAAAAUACAUUGUGAUAAUAGUUUGUGAUACAUAUUAUUUUAAUAGUCAGAGCCUUAAAGUUUAAACAAAGUGUAUAUCAACAAGUUGUACUUUAUCGCGUAAUGAAAGUAAGAAUGUCAAAAAACAGCCUCAUUUAAAGAUGACACCCUGAAAUCAGAUCUAUUUUGACAGAUGACUGAAUGUGAACACUGGCCUGUAGUCUUAGUGAAGAUCCUCUCCUGUUCAAAACACACAUCAGUGAGAAUAAUUUAGCUUUAGCGCCAUGUCAGUGAUUUAGCAAUCCAACAGUGUUUUAAAGUUCUUGAACUGCCUUCUCUGCCAAAUAUUAUGUCUAAUUUGUUUUGUGUGAAUUGUACUGUACUGAGAGAUAAAUGUGUUUAACCUGCAAGGGUUAUAUUGAGUUAACACUUGUAUAAUCAUAUCCUGAUAUUUAAGUGACUUAAGGAUGUCUCAGCUGAGAUUUAUAUAACACGACAAGCCUGUUUUUUCUUUAUGUUGUGACCCACUGUAUAUUAUGUAAAUUGUGCAGUUUACUCACCUUAGUUUUGUCUUGUAAUGUCCAGCACUGUUUGUUAAAUUCAAUGUUAAUUUCAAUUUGAGAAUAGUAGUGAAAAGGGAAGAACAGAGGAGAGUUAUAGGUUCUGUAUCUUAUUUGGAUAUUUAGAGCUUGAGAGUGAUUUGAGAGAGAGAUGAGUCAAGGUUAUAGUUUGACACAUUUUUACAUGGACAGUGCAUGACCUUAUGUUAGGAGGGAAGUUGUUUUGGUGUUUUGGCAGAUUUUUGGCUUGUGAUGACAUACGAUUUUAAAUGUUUCAAACAACUUUAACUGAAACUAAAGUUGGCACUAGUCCCUAGCAUUUAUUCUUGUCAUUCAUUGCCUAAAACUUCAGUCAGUUUGUUGUCGUGUUGCCUAAUGAUUGUGGUAAGAUCAACUGCUUUUAAUAUUUGUGUUUUUGUGUGAACACUUACUGCUGUCUGAAAACCUCUUUUUUUAUUGUAACAUUUGCCAAUUUAUUUAUUUAUUUAUGUAUUUAUUAUUCUUUCUUUCAUAUGCUUUAUUUGUUAAAGCUGAUGUUUUUUUAUUUUGUGGCCAGUUACAAAUGUGUAAUGUAAAACAAUCAAAUUCUAUACUUAGAGUACAUACGUCUAUACACAGUAUAUAUUAAAUGGUAUAUGUUCUUGUAAUAAAAUAAUAAAAUGGAAUCAUCAUUAUUUUUCCAAAA
This is a messenger RNA of Xyrichtys novacula (pearly razorfish), 30930 nucleotides long. The record is from the annotation of a GenBank genome assembly. NCBI's taxonomy places the organism in Eukaryota, Metazoa, Chordata, Actinopteri, Labriformes, Labridae.